Molecule: messenger RNA, 774 nt
Organism: Fusarium vanettenii 77-13-4
Lineage: Eukaryota; Fungi; Ascomycota; Sordariomycetes; Hypocreales; Nectriaceae
Exons: 3
Coding region: 1-774 (257 amino acids)
Cellular component (GO): cytoplasm; protein kinase CK2 complex
Molecular function (GO): protein kinase regulator activity
Source: RefSeq, a predicted model, not a curated record
AUGAUGGAUGACUACGUUAGUGAGUCCGAUAGCGACUACACGAGCUAUUGGCGAGACUGGUUCAUCUCUUCGAGGGGCAACGAGUACUUUUGCGAAAUCGACGAAGACUACCUCACCGACAGGUUCAACUUGACGGGCCUUAACACGGAAGUCCAGUAUUACCAGUAUGCUUUGGAUCUCGUCACCGAUGUUUUUGACCUCGAGUGCGACGAUGAGAUGCGCGAGGCCAUCGAGAAGUCGGCGAGGCACCUGUAUGGCCUCGUGCAUGCCCGGUACAUUGUCACCACAAGAGGCUUGACAAAAAUGCUCGACAAGUAUAAGAAGGCCGAAUUUGGAAAAUGCCCUCGCGUCAUGUGCCACUCGCACCCCCUACUCCCCAUGGGUCUCUCGGACGUGUCCAACCUCAAACCAGUCAAGCUCUACUGCGCGCGUUGCGAGGAUAUCUACAACCCCAAGUCGUCGCGCCACGCCGCUAUCGACGGCGCCUACUUUGGCACCUCGUUCCACAACAUCCUCUUCCAGGUCUACCCGGCCCUCAUCCCCACCAAGAGCGUCGUCCGCUACGUCCCCCGCGUCUACGGCUUCAAGGUCCACGCCUCAGCCGCCCUGAUCCGCUGGCAGAGCGUCAAGCGCGACGACAUGCGCCGUCGGCUCCGCAAGCUCGAGAUCGAUACGGGGUUCCGUGAUGAGAUGGAAGAGGAAGAGGAUGAUGAGGAAGAGGAUGCCGAGUUUGAAGGCAUAGAUGGCCGGAUGGCUGUUGUGGAAGGCCUAUAG